AUAACUUUGUGCAGUGACAAUUAAGUUUAAUAACUUUGUGCAGUGACAAUUAAGUUUAAUAACUUUGUGGAGUGACAAUUAAGUUUAAUAACUUUGUGCAGUGACAAUUAAGUUUAAUAACUUUGUGGAGUGACAAUUUAAUAGUGUGGCGUUCAUAUAAAUGUGUUAGAGGAACCGGAUAAAAUGUGUAUAAUUUCACUAUCCAACUGCCCAACUUAAUUUCUCAAGAUUUCAAUAGCUCUUUCAAAUAUUUAUGUGACAUAAAAAAAUUCUGUUUGGCAUCACAGUCAAAUCGGAUAAAGGAUAAAAUCGGUCAAGGAGAUGCUUCGUUACGAUCUAAAAAGGAAGAUAUUUUUGUGUUGUGUACUGACCGGUGUUACAGUGAUGAUUGUGAUUGGUUACCGUUUUCAUCAUUACAGGAAGGAUCCGGACAACAAUCAUUGGUCCAACAAUAGGAUGUCCAAUGAUGAUUUAUCCACUAAGCUCCCUGGUCAUACAGAUUUCGACAAUCUUACCUACAAAGGAACCAAAGAAAAGAUAAAGAUCCUAGCUAAGAUUAUUCACCGCGCAAAGAAACAUGUUAGAGGGUCUAAAACUUCCGACUACCUUCGUGAAGCUACACUUAUUAUGAACAACAUAUUAACAGACAUGAAAGUUGAUUCGGCUAAACUUUAUGAGCGUCAAAGUACAAAAUCGAAACACAUAUGUCCUGAAGUAUUCAAGGGUGGAAGUUUUGGUUUUCCAAUGUACUAUGAGGGAUUUGUGGUAGAGAAGUGUGAAAAUGCUGCUCCAUUAUCAAAGCUUGUGACUGUGAUCAAAUAUAUAAAUGGGAAAUCAAAAAGUAUUGAUGUUUUAUCUAAAGAAGUCGACAGAUUUAUUCUGUCUGUUAAUAAUGUAGUUAAAAACUUAACUAUUUUUAUAGCAAUAAAUACAGAACCAACCUCAGAAAACCUAACUUCGAAAUAUCCACAAGAAGUGCAAAUAGUUCAGUCAAAGUUUCGCUCCGAAGGGACAGGAAUCAAUACAUUAGUAAAAGAGGUCCAGACACCGUAUGUGUUUAUGGCUAGACAUACCGAGAUAUUGACCAGUGAUUCUAGGUUAGAAAGGUUAAUUCAUGAAAUAGAAAGUUUGAACGUUGUCGCUGCUGGCGGGGCAUUUCGGGAUGAGAACGGGCAUUGGAGAAAAGGUUGUUACCAGUCCAUGUACCGAAACUACACUCUAAAAUACAUUGAAGGGUAUGACGAAUCUUUCCACGAAUGCUUGUUUUGUGACUUUAUUCAGGGACCAUUUGUUGCAAGAACUGAAUAUCUGAAAGCGAAUGCAUUACUAGAUAAUAAUGAAACUAGUGGAUUAUAUGAGGAUUUCUUUCUUAAAAUUUCACAGUCGGGACAGGAGUCAGUCAUCUGUCCAGAUUCCAUGUUUCACGUCAAUGCCAACAAAACUGCAAACUCUGAUGUGGACUGGAAACCAUUUGUAAAAAAGUGGAACUUACAUACCAUUCAUACACCUCAAGGACAGACGUUUACUCAAAGCUGUAACACACAAAUAACCGGAAGUAGACCAUCUCAGGCACUGUCACCAUGUGCUUUACAAUUAAUCAAUAGCGCAAUUAAAAAUAUCAUGAGCACGUGUGAGAAAACUGGCGUUAUUUGUGAACUUUUAGGAGGAACAAUAUUAGGUGUUGUAAAGUUAGGAAAGGCGUUACCAUGGGAAUACGACUAUGACGCAAACUUUUUGGCAACGAACUGUACAAAAUGCAAACAACUUGAAGCGGCACUGUAUAACGCAGGAUUUAAAUUUAGAAAUUUUGCAACGUCUUGUUGUAAAAGGAAACUGAAAGAGAAAGAUACCAUAUUCUCCGGGGGCUCCUACAAGGGUAAAUAUGGUGAUCUUCAUGGUAGGGCAGUGUUGGACAGUGAUCUACUUAUAAAGGAUGGAUUAUCACCAACAAAGAUUAUCCUGGACGGACAAUGGGUGAAUGUCCCGAGAAAUCCGGGUCUUAGUGUUAGAAAUAGAUAUGGGAAAGAAAUAUAUAGACAUGCUGAACAUUGGAGAUUCAGUGGCGGUGAACAUGCUGAUAAAAUGAUGGACUAUACAGCAGACACAUUUUUACCAUGUAAACAUCCGGGUUACCAUGAUUGUUUAGAUAGAUUCAAUACAGAUGGUGAUUUGUCAUUCGUCGAAAUGCUUCCUUGAAAGUUGUUUGGUAUUAUUGUUUAUUGUUGUGAUUAAGCAGAUAUUGUGAUGUUUUGG
Molecule: messenger RNA, 2253 nt
Organism: Ruditapes philippinarum (Manila clam)
Lineage: Eukaryota; Metazoa; Mollusca; Bivalvia; Venerida; Veneridae
Exons: 3
Coding region: 322-2196 (624 amino acids)
Biological process (GO): protein O-linked glycosylation via mannose
Cellular component (GO): Golgi apparatus
Source: RefSeq, a predicted model, not a curated record